GCUCUAUUGACCAUUAAAAUGAUUAAAUACCAUUUCAUAACGAAAAGGGGUGUGUCGAAAGGGGCACAUGAUGCUGACCAUUAAUUGAGUGUAGGGCACUGUAGGUUUGGUUUUGCUCAAUGUGAAGGUAUGGUUUUGGGUUUUGCUCAGUGUGAAGGUGGGCUGUAGGCAGUCAGUGCAUGGCGGUGCUUAUAUCACUUGACAGACGGGUACUAGCAAUGGAGCAGAAUGUGAUCAACAGACAGCGGAUAGCUCAGAUUAUGAUCAACGGACAGCGGACAGUUGGCACAGUGGAGCUGUCUUGGGUGGUGCCUUUCACUCAGUUUUACUUCUAUUCGCAGGUGGCCUUAUGGGAGUAUGUGCCCUUGGGUAGGGCACUGACAGGUGGUGCCUCUAAUCUUCGACGAACGAUGAUCUCCAAGGACGAGAUGCUUUUGAGGGGAGUAGGAGAGGGGGGAGUCUGCAUUGCAGGGAUGACUGUCAAAGGGGCACAACAGAAAGAAUUUCCAGGAGCAUUUUUUUUUGCGUCCUUUUAGGAGUUAAUUGCAGUAGUUACCACUGUCGCCUUCAUCCGAAUAAAAUCGCCCAAUCAUUAGUGUUGUUGGAUUCUGUGCGAGUUUCAAUCUAGAUUCUAGAUACAUCAAUAAUGAUUGAGCGUUCUAUCUUGGUGAAGACCAUAGGGUUGACCCGCGGAGUAGGUCAUGGGGAGAUACCUCCGUUCACGGGCUGGCCUUGGGAAGGCAGUGGAAUCCGGCCUUAAGUCAAGAGCAAAACUUUGAAAGGUAUGUGCCACCCCCAUUUAUUGAGGGAGAGGGAUGGGAAGGGUCCUCGCCUUGGGAAGGUAGUGGAAUCUGGCCUUAAGUCGAGAGCGAAAACUUUGAAAGGUCUGUGCCACCCCCAUUUACAGAGGGAGAGGGAUGGGUAGGGUCCUCUUUUGUUUCUUCUCGUCUUUGUCCAGCCAAAGGAUAUCCUUAUCCUUGUCUGCCUCUACGGGUUACCCAAAAGGGAAUCUUAUCCUUAUCUACCUCUUUAGGUAACCCAAAGGGCAACCUUAUUGGAAGACGGGCAACCCUGGUAAGCAGCAACAAAUGUCAGCAAACUGUAGGUUGAGAGUAUCAACUGAUGGGUUGACGCGCUCGAGAGUCGGGGAGGAAUGGAGGACUAGAAAUAGAAACUUGAGGAUAUGAACAAGCACGACAGAAAGAGCUUCCAGGAGCAUUUUUUUGCGUCCUUUUAGGAGUUAAUUGGACGAGGUUAUUGCACUUGUAUUGGAGCGAACUCUUGUUGUCUUCAAAGAAGCGAUAGAAGGAAGGUGCCGACAUGCGACGUAGGCGAACGGGUCCUUUGAUUUGGCGGCCAAGGGAAAGUUACCAGCGAGUUGCAGGGAAUUGAGGGUUAAAGUGGAAGUGGUGAGUAUGGAUGAAGAAGGUCAAGAAUGGAGAAAAAAUAUAUUAUGAAGUUGUGUGGAGUGUCGUUGAGCAACUAGCGAAGUGCCUCUUCAACCGUAACCUUAUACGAGUCUGCAUGUUGCUUUGCUGUUGGAUGUGCCAGGGUUUUCUUGGAAUCAAGUUGCUAUUUAUGUCCAAGUCAGUACGAAGAGGUUUGCAAGCACUUUCUGGUUAUCUUCCGGAGUAAAGGCUUCUUCUUCUCUACCAGGAAGUGUGUUGGGUCUUUAGUCAACUUGGGGCAUUCUUCCCAGUGCGCCCUAAGUAGACUAGGGUUGAGUGUCUAGUUGGGGAUGGUGGGAUCUCACCUAGCCAUGUUCUCCUGUCUGCGAUGUUAAGUUUGAGGUCUUUGUUGGUUGAGGUCUUUGUUGGCUGUCCUUAAAUUGCUGGUUGGCUAGAGUCGAUUAUCAAGCAUAUUUGAGUAGUGGAGUCGUUGAUUGAUUUCGUCGUGGGGUAGAUGUCAAUUGUAAUUAGGUUUGACCAAAAGUCAUGUCCUUCGACCAGUAGACCCUUCUCACCUUCUCUGUCAUAUGGCGGCCGCCGUUGUGGAUGAUUGUUUAUCCAUACGAUCGACUCAAUGAAUGAUUUCACCACUU
Chara braunii is the source of this 2041-nucleotide messenger RNA. NCBI's taxonomy places the organism in Eukaryota, Viridiplantae, Streptophyta, Charophyceae, Charales, Characeae. The record is from the annotation of a GenBank genome assembly.